UAAAAGGUCAAAGAAAUGACGACCCAGAGUCACAACGAUCGCGAUUCGGAACUCUUCUGCAUCUCACAGAACGCAGUCAUCGAAGCACCGAGUCAACCGCGCACCUGUUGCGAAUCUUUGAAGAUGGCGUCCAUCCGCCAAUCAAACAAACGUCAGCCGGAUGGUUGCACGACAGAGUCCGUCGCGAAGAGUCACAUCGGUACGGAAAGGCAUCGCAACAAACAGUUAGUAGCAACAACUGGUGUUGUUUCUUCGUCCCGUCCACCUUGCGGUGUCACAUCGUCGGCUACAUCGGUGCAGGCCAAUCGUCGAAAAGAGACGGCUACUAGCAAGAGGGGAUCUCAUCGACGUUCCAGCGCAUCAGUGAGAAAGCCUGCAUGCAAAUCGGAUAGGAAUAAAAGGAGUCAACGUGCAACGAGGGAAUCGAGCGACGAGAGCAAUCAUUACGCUGUCAGCGGAGCUGUGAACACCAAGUUCCAGUUGGUGUACGACGUGAUUCAAUUGGAUCGCGGCAAGGAAAGUCAACUGCAUUCGACAUCGAGUGCAUCGGCCAUCAAUAGCAACGUGAUCGUCACACCCGCAUCGGCCGCUCCUUGUGAUAAACAUCCGCCAGAAUAUUUCGCCCAGUUGCUGCUCGAAAAGCAACAACAGAAGUCAAAACUGAAUCAACUCUGGCCCAAACAUUGGGGAUCUUAUAACGAUCAACCUGAACGGGACUCUCUGGACGGAAAUUUGCCCAGCAGCUCGUUUGAUCCGUCGAAAUCCAGUCGCAGUUUGAAGGAGAAAGAAGCGGAAGCGACAGGCUUGUCCACAUCGAGCAUCGAUACACCGAACUUCAAUCCUCCGCUUUCACCGCGCAGCAUGGCUGGCAAUAAAUCCAUCGCUCCGUCGACCAAAUCCGUCAUGAAGAGCGCCAACUGGAGCAGCGAACGCGAGCCUUUCACUCACCUGUGGGUGUCGCUGAGCUCGAUGUACGGCAAGCUGCUGGUCGUCCUCAUGUUGGCCUUUUGUUUCACCGAAGUUAUGGACAAUUCCAUCGCUCCAUUGACUUUCCAGGGUGUCUUCAUGAUCUACUUGUACGUGGGCAGCAUCGUCGCCAUCAUGUGCAUCUACAUUUCAUUGUUGAUCGACCAAUGCCCUUCGUUAACGAAAUCGCGUGAGAACUUGACAGGUGUUGACGCCGAAACUGGUUCCGUAGGCUCGUUUGACACGCUCAAACGGGCUCACAUUUCUCGCGCUCAGACACCUCGUACUUCGUUCUACCUGCGCGUCGGAGCCCUUGUAUUUGGAUUGGCCACUUUAAUCUUUAACGGCUUGGAGAUCGCCAUGCAUUCUACCAUGGAGGGCAAAUGUGUAGCAGAGAUCGUUUUCGCUCACCCGAUCUUGCAGGCCUUGUUCACCUUCUUGCAAAUGCACUUCUUGUUCGUCAAUUCCGAGGUUUUGGUUGAGAAAUUUGGACUACUGGCCCGCUUUGGUUUCAUGCACCUGAUCGCAACCAACGUGUCCUUGUGGAUCCGCACCGUUGUUUGGGAAUCGGCCAACGAAUGGCUGCAUUAUUUGCAUCACCAACGACUCCAUCAUGGAGCAGGGCUCGGAGCAGAGAUAGGAGCCAUAGCCCAACGGCAGUUCAGCGGACGCAAUGGUGGAUACAUGCCCAACGCCGACUACGCCUAUUUCGACGAUGAAGCCGACUUCCCUGCGGCCAAUAACAUUGACUACAUCACCGCCUCCGUCGGUGGUCCGUCCUCGCUAUCAGCAAAUUGCAACAGCACGUUCGAGUUCAUCACGACGACACACAUUCAGAACAUGGUCGGCCUCUACGAGUGUUUCAACAACAAUACUCUGGGCAAAAUGUGGGCCACUUCGAUGCCUUACCUGUUCCCGUUCUUGGUCGAAUACAAACUUAAAUUGGAACUUCAUUUCAGCCUGAUCGCUGCUGCCGUCGCUUACAUUAUGUGGCGCUCGGUCGGCCAGCUCAAGAAGAACGGCGUCUUCCAGAGCCGCCUUCACAAGCAGCUCACUUCCGUGCCGGAUGAUAUUAACAACACUCUGGAUCCUCAUCGUCCUAAAGGCCACUGGCGUGUCGAUUGCCAAGGUGCCAGCAAAGGUCUUUUCCUUGGCUUGCUCUCGCUUGUUGCCGGUAUCAUCGUCCUCAUCAUCUUUUUCGUCAUGAAAGACAAUGUGGAUUUCCGACCGGACCUAUUCUGGCUAUGCACUGGGACCCAAGUAACGGUUUUAGCUUUGGCUACCGUUUUUAAUGCCAUCGGUUUCGUCCAGCUUCCGAAAUUAUCGCUGUCACUUCACAAACCGCUUCAUUUGGACGUUUUAUUGGCUAACAUCACAACUUAUGGAGUUUUCAUUUACGCCAUUUUCGGCCUGAUUGUUGGUGGCACGAAUUUAUCCGAUCAAAAACACGUGAUGAUCUUUGUGAGCAAUGGCUUGUUGCUUCUCCAAGCUACGAUGCAAGGCAUGUUUAUCGCUGAAGCGAGCAAACGAGUGUGCACGUCGCGUUACCAGAUGCUGUUCAAGCCCGGCAGACAGAUUGUCACGUUCCUUCUGUUCGCCAACAUCACGCUCUGGCUACUCGACACGUUCAUGACGCACAACUGGAUGACACAGGAGCUGCAGUUUUCUUUCUACGGAUUCCUGGCGUGGGGAAUCAUUUCGCGCUUGUCGCUACCUCUCCUCGUCUUCUACCGCUUCCAUAGCGCCGUUGUUCUCAUCGAAAUCUGGAAGAACACUUACAGGACCAAAGACGUCUAAAAGAAUGACGUUGCUUUACAUAGCCGUUUAUCAAGAACAUUUUCUUUUUUCCCUACUCGAUCGUUUUGUUCUCUUACCUCACCGCAACAUCCACAUCGACACAUCUUUUAUGAAGAGUUUUUUGCUACACUGAUGGCGAAAAAUUCUUCAUUUAUUAUUUCAUCUGGCCAUAUUGAUAAUUACCCGCAUCGAUGCAGAUUCUUUUUUCUUAUUGUAACUCCAUUAUCGCUGUUAAUGCUUACUCAACAUUUAUAGAUGACGUUAUAACUAUCGCCGAAUUAGGUUUCUCGAUUGCGUUAAGACUGAAACUUCGCCACGAGGAUGCAAUUCAAAUCAACUGUCGCAGACCUUAUUGUGCGAUACAAAAAAUUGAACAUUAAAGAAAAACAUUUAAACAAUAAUCGACAGAUAAAUGA
This is a messenger RNA of Daphnia carinata, 3179 nucleotides long. Its product is annotated as proton channel OtopLc-like. The record is from RefSeq and is a predicted model, not a curated record. Lineage: Eukaryota; Metazoa; Arthropoda; Branchiopoda; Diplostraca; Daphniidae. The coding region runs from base 16 to 2763 and encodes 915 amino acids. Gene Ontology annotation, cellular component: membrane. Gene Ontology annotation, biological process: proton transmembrane transport. Gene Ontology annotation, molecular function: proton channel activity. The transcript has 13 exons.